Molecule: messenger RNA, 2871 nt
Organism: Hibiscus syriacus
Lineage: Eukaryota; Viridiplantae; Streptophyta; Magnoliopsida; Malvales; Malvaceae
Product: phosphate transporter PHO1 homolog 1-like
Exons: 13
Coding region: 208-2637 (809 amino acids)
Biological process (GO): phosphate ion transport; cellular response to phosphate starvation
Cellular component (GO): plasma membrane; trans-Golgi network; Golgi apparatus
Molecular function (GO): inositol hexakisphosphate binding
Source: RefSeq, a predicted model, not a curated record
AAAAACAAACAUACGGUAUCAGUUUGGUCAUUUUCCGGCGAACCUUGGCCAGUGGCCACCGCGGCACCUUUCAACUCUCAAGUGGAGGGAGCAUAUGUAGGAUAACAAUAAGUGCAACGGAUAUUUUGGAAUGUGCCGUGUUCUCUUUCGUACGGCCACAUCAACCAGAUUCGCUCCCUCCUAACUUCCUCCUCCAUAUAUACAACAAUGAUGUCUUCAACCGAACAGUCACUCCGCCAUCGCCAUUCCCUCCUCUCGGAACUUACAUCCAUGGUUAAGUUCUCGAAGCAGUUCGAAGGCAGGCUCGUUCCCGAGUGGAAAGACGCCUUCGUCGAUUACCGCCAACUCAAGAAGGACCUCAAGAAAAUACACCCUGCUACCAAUGCUGAACAUACCACCACUUCUUUCGUCGAUAAGGUCUCGUCUGCGAUCGGGAAUUUCUCUUUGUUCAGUCAUCAUCGGCGUCAUGACCGCGGUCUCAUUCAAGUUCACAAGAGACUGGCCGCUUCGACUAGCAGAGGAGAUUUAAUAUAUGAGACGGAAUUGCUAGAGCAGUUUGCCGAUACUGAUGCUGCCAAGGAGUUUUUUGCAUGCUUGGACUUGCAGCUUAACAAAGUGAACCAAUUUUAUAAAACAAAGGAGAAAGAGUUUUUGGAAAGAGGGGAGUGUUUGAAGAAGCAAAUGCAGAUUCUAACCGAGCUCAAAUCUAUUAUCAAGCAACGCCGCCGAGGCGGUUCCGCCCCGGACGAGGAGGAGGACGCUUCCAUUUCCUGCACUAUCUCAUGUGAAGAGGACUCUGUCAAAGACAGAACGGAACAAGAGCAGCUGCAGCAAGACGGCUGCACCAAUGAAUCGGAUAAAAAUGAAGUGUCCUCUUCAGACUCUCCGAGAUCAGACUCGAUGUUGAAAUCGACAAGUAUCAAUAUGAAAAGAGAGAAAGGGAGAUUAAGAUUACUCUCCGAUUGUGUUUUCAGCUUCCAGGGAAAGAACUUGAGAAUAAACAUCCCUCUCACGACGCCUUCUCGUACCUUCUCGGCUAUAAGUUACCUAGUUUGGGAUGAUUUAGUUAACCAGUCCUCGAAGAAAUUAGGACCCGAAAGGGGUAAGCUGUACAUCAACAAGUCCAAGCUGCACUAUGCCGAGAAGAUGAUCAAAGGAGCUUUUGUAGAGCUAUAUAAAGGAUUGGGUUACCUCAAAACUUACAGGCACUUGAACACGCUUGCUUUUAUAAAAAUUCUGAAGAAGUUUGACAAAGUUACGGGAAAACUAGUUCUUCCCAUUUAUCUUGAAGUAGUUGAGAGUUCCUAUUUCAACAGCUCGGAUAAGGUAGUGAACUUAUCAGAUGAAGUUGAAGAUCUAUUUAUCAUGCAUUUUGCAGACGAAGAUCGCAGGAAGGCUAUGAAAUAUCUCAGACCGCAACAGCGUAAAGAAUUGCAUUCUGUAACCUUCUUCAUUGGACUCUUUACUGGGUGUUUCGUGGCCCUUCUUGUGGGAUACAUCAUUAUGGCACAUCUCACCGGGAUGUACAGAAGACAACCGGAUUCAAUCUAUAUGGAAACAGCCUACCCUGUACUUAGCAUGUUCAGUCUAUUUUUCCUACACUUCUUUUUGUAUGGUUGCAACAUUUUCAUGUGGAGAAAAGCUCGUAUCAAUUACAGCUUCAUCUUCGAGUUAGCUCCCACCAAGGAGCUUAAGUACAGAGAUGUGUUCUUGAUCUGUACUACUUCAAUGACUGCUGUUGUUGGAAUCAUGUUUGUUCACUUGUCACUGGUUAGAAAAGGGAACUCAUACGCACAGGUUCAAGCGAUCCCUGGUCUCCUGUUACUGGUCUUCGUAUUAUUGCUAGUUUGCCCUUUCAAUAUCUUCUACCAUUCGAGUCGUUAUCGUUUCCUUGGUGUGAUACGGAAUAUAAUUUUAUCACCUCUCUAUAAGGUUGUCAUGUUGGAUUUUUUCAUGGCUGAUCAACUUUGUAGUCAGGUGCCGAUGCUAAGGAACCUCGAGUAUGUGGCUUGUUAUUACAUAACUGGAAGCUACAAAAAUCAAGACUACGGAUAUUGCAUGAGAGCCAAGCAUUACAGAGAUCUUGCUUAUGCAGUGUCCUUUCUACCCUAUUACUGGAGAGCUAUGCAGUGUGCUCGGCGGUGGUUUGACGAAGGACAGACAAAUCACCUUGUCAAUCUAGGUAAAUAUGUAUCAGCAAUGUUAGCAGCGGGGGCCAAAGUGGCCUAUGAGAAAGAAAGGAGUAUCGGAUGGCUAUGUCUUGUAGUUGUCAUGUCGAGUGUUGCAACGGUUUACCAAUUGUAUUGGGACUUUGUAAAAGACUGGGGUUUGCUUCAGUUGAAUUCGAAGAAUCCUUGGCUACGAAACGAACUAAUGCUCCGUCGAAAGUUCAUUUACUACAUCUCUAUGGGAUUGAACCUUAUCCUCAGGCUGGCAUGGCUGCAAACAGUUGUCCAUUCGAGUUUUCAAAACGUCGACUACAGGGUAACCGGACUGUUUUUGGCAGCACUCGAGGUGAUCAGAAGAGGACUGUGGAAUUUCUACAGGUUGGAGAAUGAGCAUCUAAAUAAUGCAGGCAGGUUCAGGGCAGUCAAGACCGUGCCACUUCCCUUUCAUGAAGUAGAUGAGGAAGAGUGAUGCUCAUUGACAAAAGGUUGAUCUCGGAAUUCGAUUUGGGUCAACUCACAUAAUUCUUUUAUCAACAGAAUUUUCAAGGUGGAACCGUAUCAUUGUUGUCGUCGUAGUUACUGUUGUAGUUUUUGUUAUUCAUUACCAAGGCAUAAAGAUGCUCGUUAUUGUUCCAAAGAAAUCUGAGAACAGUUUAUACUUGUAGAAAAAUUCUUCAACAAGCAAUAGAAAAUUGAUGCAAGU